Messenger RNA from Neltuma alba, 702 nucleotides. RefSeq lists its product as uncharacterized. The transcript has a single exon. The coding region runs from base 1 to 702 and encodes 233 amino acids. Gene Ontology annotation, molecular function: nucleic acid binding; zinc ion binding. Lineage: Eukaryota; Viridiplantae; Streptophyta; Magnoliopsida; Fabales; Fabaceae. The record is from RefSeq and is a predicted model, not a curated record.
AUGAAGAAGAGACUGUAUAGAUCAUGGAGGAAAGCAAUCAUUGUGGAACUACUAGAUCACAACAUUGGCUAUAAGGCCUUACUCUCCAGGCUGCAGUCACUCUGGGCCAAGAGAGGUGUUAUCAACCUCAUUAAUAUUGGAUAUGGCUUCUACGUUGUGAAACUGUCAAAUAGAGAGGAUUAUUUCAAUGCACUUACCAGAGGUCCUUGGAUAAUCUAUGAUCAUUAUCUAACAAUAAGACCAUGGGAGCCGAAAUUUUUCCCUGAGAGAGUGAAGAUUGAUAAGGCGGCUAUUUGGGUAAGAUUGCCAAGAGUUACACUGAAGUAUUAUGAUAUAGAGGCAUUAACAAUCAUUGGUAAUAGGAUUAGAGAAACCAUUAAGGUGGAUUUUAAUACUUCAUGUCAGCUAAGGAGUCAUGAUGCUCGCUUAUGUGUGGUGGUGGAUCUUACUAAGCAAUUAAUGCCUGGUUUUUCAUUAGACAGAGAAGACUACUAUCUUGAGUAUGAGGGACUUCAUAUGCUCUGUACACACUGUGGAAUCUAUGGUCAUAGGCAUGAUUCUUGCCCAUCUAAGAAGCGUGUUAAACCACGAGAAAAUGUUAAUGUAGAGGAGAGCAGGGGAAAUCGAAAUAAUAGAGAAAAUGUAGAAGUUGACUGCGUGCAGGAUCAAUGGAGAGUGGUGCAGAAGAUUCACCGGCAAUAG